This is a messenger RNA of Suillus paluster, 735 nucleotides long. RefSeq lists its product as uncharacterized. The record is from RefSeq and is a predicted model, not a curated record. Bases 1 to 735 code for a protein of 244 amino acids. Lineage: Eukaryota; Fungi; Basidiomycota; Agaricomycetes; Boletales; Suillaceae. The transcript has 10 exons.
AUGUAUGUACUCAGUAUACUCAUUUUCGUCACGUGGUUGGGCGUUGGGCGUUGGCCCAGCGCCUGGGCGUCCAACUUUGAGGGCCCCUAUUGUCACGCUGCACAGCCACGACUUAAGAUUCGGGUGUGGAUUAGCCUGAAAGGAUCUCAGCAAGAAGGCUUAGCCGUUGCAACGCAAAUGUUACGAAAAGGUCCUAUCGAGUCUCGACAGCUUGACACAGACGGGCUGGUCACCAGUCUAGGUCUAAUUGAUCCCAUAUCACAUCCUAAAAAAAUGCUGCGCCUGUUACUUAAUAGUGGCACUCAGCUGGUUCGCAAGCCGGUGGAUGUGCAUACCUUACUAUACGCGAAUGUAUUCACCGUCACCGUGGGUCUUGUCACGGUAGCGUCAGAUUUUAUCGUUUUCCUGGUGGGAAAGCGCUCCUUCACAAGCGCUAGAGAAGGGCGAGAACCGAAGUAUUUCGGAACGGUAACAGGUCGAGCGGUCGACUACCAAUCAGUGGCGUUGGGUGCUCGUCAAGGCUGUCAUACUAAUUGCUCGGACUCUGUUGCGGAGGCGCAGAUUGACGAUUUAGUACUGGCUCAACAGGGCCUAUCUUCAGAACCCAUCUCUGCUUGUGCUGUCAUCCAGGAUACUCUUGGUGUUGAAGGGGCUGGUGUCGUGGCUGCUGAUACUGCACUCAUGAUGUACAGCGAGGUGACGGACAUGGACUGGUUGCUGCGGGAGACAAUGUGA